Medicago truncatula (barrel medic) is the source of this 619-nucleotide messenger RNA. RefSeq names its product heavy metal-associated isoprenylated plant protein 45. NCBI's taxonomy places the organism in Eukaryota, Viridiplantae, Streptophyta, Magnoliopsida, Fabales, Fabaceae. Gene Ontology annotation, molecular function: metal ion binding. The coding region runs from base 86 to 532 and encodes 148 amino acids. The record is from RefSeq and is a predicted model, not a curated record. The transcript is spliced from 3 exons.
CGUACAAUGUUCCUUUGAGACAUUAUAUAUAGGGAGAGGGAGAGAAACACAUUCAAUAUAUGUUCCCAACAAAAACAAGUAUAACAUGUUAGGGUGGAGACCUUGGAAAACAAGAAUUCCUAAUGCUUUGUCUAUUGUUGAACUUAAGGUGCAUAUGGAUUGUCAAGGGUGUGAAGAAAGAAUAAGAAGGGUCAUCUCCAAAUUAAAUGGUGUUGAUAGUUUGGAGAUAGACAUGGAAAAUCAAAAGGUAACCGUGACAGGAUAUGUAGACAAAAGCAAAGUAUUGAGAAUGGUGAGAAAAACAGGAAGAAAAGCUGAAUAUUGGCCAUUUCCAUAUGAUAGUGAAUAUUAUCCAUAUGCUUCUCAAUAUUUGGAUGAAUCUACAUUUACAUCUUCAUAUAAUUACUAUAGACAUGGUUUCAAUGAGAGUGUUCAUGGCUAUUUUCCUGAUCAAGUUUACUCAACUGUCCCUGAUGAAACUGUUUUUCUAUUUAGUGAUGAUAAUGUAAAUGCACCUUGCACCAUCAUGUAGGAGUGAAUAAUUAAUUAUAUAUUUGUGUUUUUCUAGCAUAUAUAGAGAGCUUAUGAUUGUAAUGUAUGUUCAAAGAAUUAUGUUAUU